AUGCCGAAUGAUAUUGAUAAUGCGCAGGUUCGACUCGUAGAGGAGUAUCUCGAACCAGAGCCGGCAAAGAUCAGCCCUGGAGAGUAUGUCAGGACUCGAAUCUCGACUCUGCGACCGCCGAUGAGCAAGGUCGCAAAUCCAUUCACUCUUCUAGCAAGCUUGAACCGCACCCAAUGGCUCUUCUUUCUAUGCGCAUUCUCAAGCUGGACAUGGGACGCCUUUGACUUCUUCACUGUCAGUUUGACUGUCCAACCACUGGCCAAACAAUUCGGCAAAACGAAUGCCCAAAUAACCUGGGGAAUGACACUCGUUCUUAUGCUGCGCUCCGUUGGCGCCGUCAUCUUCGGUCUCCUGUCCGACAGAUAUGGCCGUAAAUGGCCAUUCAUCAUCAACAACCUCCUAUUCGUUGUUCUCGAACUCGGCACAGGUUUCACCUCCACCUACGGUUCUUUCUUAGCAUGUCGUGCUCUUUUCGGAAUAGCGAUGGGAGGCCUGUAUGGGAAUGCUGCAGCAACUGCGCUCGAAGAUGCUCCAUCUGAAGCGAGAGGAGUUCUCUCGGGGAUUUUUCAGGCCGGUUAUGCCUUUGGAUACCUUCUUGCUACGGCGUUUUCGAGAGGACUGGUGAAUACUACGGUAUAUGGGUGGAGACCUCUGUUUUGGUUCGGCGCAUGUCCACCGGUAUUGAUCAUCGUGUUUCGAUUGUGCUUGCCAGAGACGACGGCAUAUCGUGAACGGGCAGCAAUCCGGAACUCGACGCACCAUGCCACCAAGACGUUUUUAGAAGAGGGUCGACUUGCAUUGAAGAACCAUUGGCUGAUGUUCGUAUAUAUGGUGCUCUUCAUGUCGGGCUUCAGUUUUAUGGGCCACGGAUCCCAAGACCUCUACCCCACUCUCCUCACGAACCAAUUCGGAUUCUCUCCCGACGCUCUCACCGUAACCCAAGUGGUCGCCAAUCUCGGCUCCAUCACCGGCUGUAUAACCGCAGGUCACGUUUCCGAAAUUUUCGGUCGUCGGCUUACCGUGAUCGUUUAUUGUGUUGUUGGUAGUGCGCUGAUCUAUCCCUAUACAUACGUCUCCACCACUGCAGUCAUGGCUUCAGCCUUCUUCCUCCAAUUCUGCAUCCAAGGUGCAUUCGGAGUUGUACCGUCGCACUUGACGGAGCUAUCGCCUGGUUCGCUUCGCACGUUCAUGGUUGGAACGAGUUACCAGUUGGGAAAUUUGGUGUCGGCUGCGAGCUCGACAAUUGAGGCGACGAUGGGGGAACGGUAUCCCCUGCCACCAACGAAGAAAGGAGUGAAGCGGUAUAAUUAUGGCCUUGUGAUUUGCAUCUUUCUGGCCUGUUCCGUUGGUUUCACGUUAAUUCUUACGUUGAUUGGGCCGGAGAGGAAGGAUGUGAGUCUGAAAGUGUUGCAUCCGCCAGAGAUUGAAGGCCAUUCUGGACAUAAAGAGAAGAAUGUGGGAGACGUGGGGGCAAAAGAAAGUGUUUGA
Molecule: messenger RNA, 1488 nt
Organism: Lindgomyces ingoldianus
Lineage: Eukaryota; Fungi; Ascomycota; Dothideomycetes; Pleosporales; Lindgomycetaceae
Product: MFS general substrate transporter
Exons: 3
Coding region: 1-1488 (495 amino acids)
Biological process (GO): plasma membrane lactate transport
Cellular component (GO): plasma membrane
Molecular function (GO): secondary active monocarboxylate transmembrane transporter activity
Source: RefSeq, a predicted model, not a curated record